UAAAAAAUGGACGGAAAAUAAUAAAAAGGGCAGUGAAUUGUAUUAGUGGAAGUGAGUGUAGUGUAUUAUAGUGUAAAAUUAUGGUGUGAAGCAGCAUGAGUGAGCCACGAGAGAAGCGGUCUGGUAUUAGCAGGGUGCUGAGCGCGCUGGGUGGCAGCGAAGCUUGUGGCGCACGAUGGACGCUGGCUGCAUUGUUGUUGGCACCACUAACCGCUGCCAAUGCAAGCUAUUGCGCGGUACCAGCUGUUAUGUUACUGGCAGCAUUUGCUACCUUCGCUACAUUAACGUGCAAGGAUUUACGGAAGCUAGCCGAAAUCCUUCCACCAUUGAAAACAGCACGAGGUCGUCGUGAGAGGAACAUGCGUUCGUUCGCCGACUUCAUGGCAAUGUGGAUGUGCUUCCUGUCGCACCUGGUGGCGGUGGCGGUAUGCGCGAGGAUCCUCAGCGCGACUGCCGACCACGUGACAGGCGGCCGGACGAGGCGAUGGUUAUUCGGCUACGAAACGAGAGCCUUGGGGGAGCCCUGGCCAGAUGUUAUAGGAGUCACUGUUGUUAUGGUUGUCUGCGCGAUGUUCAUGUGUGGCCUUGAGGAGAGUAUGAUGUUUACAUUCAUGUUACUUAUGCUGCUGUAUUUAUUCAGUCAGUGUUUCGCGAUCUUUGGUCUAAUAAAUUUGGAUAUCGCAAGUAUCAAAAUACCAAUUCCAAUUACUAUAUAUGAGUUGUUCGCUGCCGGCGCACCGAUAUCGUAUGCCUUUAGCGUUGGUCUUCCACCAAUGCAGAACAACGCUCUCAAGAAAAACUUGUUCCUUCUCAUUGGUCUACCUACAAUAAUACUUUCCAGUCUUUGCUUUUUAUAUACGAAUAUGCUAAAAGGAAACAGCAUAGAUGCGGCAUUACCAGUAACAACUCUUCUAGAGGCGAAGUCCGCGGGCUGGGUGUGCCCCGUGCUGGCCGGCAUCACGGUCGCCGGCGUCUGCCUUGCUCUCACCGAGCUCUGCCCUCUGCUCUUCUCACUGCUUGUACUGCUCGCCUCUCCCGAGUGGAAGGUCCUCACCAGAUCAAUGACCUAUGAGAGCACUACGACUGGAAGUCCCGUCCUAGCUGUGUUUACUGCAGGAAGUUUAGCUGCAAUAUUAGCAUUCGCGUGCCCUUUAUCACACAUGAUAACUCUGAUGAAUGCCAGUCACUUAUUCGGGAUCACGAUACAAGCGUUCCACUUCAUGAUAAUGAGAUGUGUGCCCACGAAGGAACAAAUGGAAGCAGGAAAUAUAGAAUACAAACGGCUCGGAACAGAAGGUUCGUCGCGAGUCGUCAAAUCGGCCUCGGUAAAAUCAAAACGUGGCCUAUGGUUCAUUCCUUCUGCCAUUCGUCAUACAAAGACAUUAGAGAGUAUCAAAUCCAAAGUUACAAAAGAGACUGAAGAACGUGAGUGCCUUCUUCUGGAUGAAUACGCAGGUUGUCCAACUGAGGAUUUAGAGCAAACUUCCAGUAACAACGUUAGAAUACCAAUGGCCGUCGAAGAGGAUAUAGACUGUCCAUCUGAUAUUGAUGCCAGUGAACAUGAUAUAUCCUCCGGUGAUGAUUCCACGGAUAUAGAUGCCGUUGUUAAAGAAUACAAGGAUACCAUACAGGUGGUAACAGCGAUCCCAGAAGCGAGCACUCCACCGCCACCUUGCGUGCGCGGCGCGCGCUGGGCGGCGGCGGGCGCGGCGGUGCAGGUCUUCGCCAACGCGAUCCUAGCCGUGGCAUUCUGUAACGAGGACCUAAGGAUGCCUAUGUUCCUCGCUGGAAUACCAAUGUGGUUGUGCGGAACAUUAAUUUGUAUAUGGCAGCCAUCACACAAACUGGGCACUAAGAAGAUCCAAGGCGUCGAAGGUCCAAUAACAAUGACCAUGGCGUUGUUAUUCCUUACGCCACUACUGCUCGACUCCUGGCCAGCCAUUAUUCUGUUUGCUGGAGCAGGCGUAGUAAUAUACGCACGUUGCGAGCGCUGGUGCGGCGACCUAGCAGUACGUCAAGCACGCAGUCAUCUUGAGCGACACAAGCGCCCCCUCACCGGUACUCUCGCACACAUCGAUACUGUGUACAUCGCCAGAUGACAAGACGAGGACUCGGACUCGAGUCUAGAUAAUCUGAUAGAAGCUGGUGAAGACGAGCUGGACCCUGACGCCGAAUGCCAGGAGCCGGCUAUCGUGAUCAUCACGCCUUGUGAUGGUAGACAAGCAUCGACCAGUAUGCAAUGAAUGUGACGAAAAGUACCCUAUGUCAUAAUGUAAUAAGGUCGUAAUCGUAAAUAAUUGUGAACGUAGCACUUCGUCUCUAGCACACUGACUCGAAAGCGUAUUUGAACCCAAAAUAUCUGCUUUCGGAUUUCAGUGUGUACUUGUGAAAUAUAAAUAUUUACAGUAGAAGAAACUGUUAUCAAAAUGUAUGUUAAAUAUAUGUUUUGAGAGUGUACAAGAAAAAGUAGCGAAUAUUGAGGAAAAAUACAUAAUAGCAUAUUCAGCGCUUGAAUUGGCACAUCAGGCAGAACAGUACUCUUGUUCCCCGUGUGCCAAUACAAACGGCGAGCACUGUAGGUUGUAUGGCAUGCUGCCAUAUCCAUAAUACAGCUUACGCUUUAUAAUCAAUGAUUUUGGUAGUAUUCGUACAUUUGCGUAAGCCCAGUUAAAAUUACAAUAAUGAAAAAGGUCUUUUGUAUUCAGUACAAAAGUAAUGCAAAUUAUUCCGUUCCGCAUA
Messenger RNA from Papilio polytes (common Mormon), 2739 nucleotides. RefSeq lists its product as uncharacterized. Lineage: Eukaryota; Metazoa; Arthropoda; Insecta; Lepidoptera; Papilionidae. Gene Ontology annotation, cellular component: plasma membrane. Gene Ontology annotation, biological process: amino acid transport. Gene Ontology annotation, molecular function: amino acid transmembrane transporter activity. The record is from RefSeq and is a predicted model, not a curated record. Bases 96 to 2099 code for a protein of 667 amino acids. The transcript has 13 exons.